This is a messenger RNA of Brassica napus (rape), 2733 nucleotides long. RefSeq names its product mitogen-activated protein kinase kinase kinase 20. The transcript has a single exon. Gene Ontology annotation, biological process: protein phosphorylation. Bases 1557 to 2567 code for a protein of 336 amino acids. NCBI's taxonomy places the organism in Eukaryota, Viridiplantae, Streptophyta, Magnoliopsida, Brassicales, Brassicaceae. The record is from RefSeq and is a predicted model, not a curated record. Gene Ontology annotation, molecular function: protein kinase activity; ATP binding.
UCCAUUGACCACAGAAACAGAGUAAAUGAAAGUAAAUUAUACAUGAGAAAGUUGAGCAAUUUGUCUACAAUACGAAAAGCAGCAACCGCAUUUGGCACAGUAAUCUUAAUCAUAUCCUCCUAGAGAUUACCACCUUGUGUCCUAAAGCGCAACAUUAUAGAGACAGAGUCAAGUCUCCAAGAAUAAACAACAAAUUUAGAAACCAAAAAAAAAAACUCUGAAGCUACCAUUUGCAAAGACAAGGUCACAACACCUUGUGUGUCUCUUCAAAUGCGGUCUAGAAAAUAUUAUAAAAACCUUGUGAACAUCAGUCUAAUUAACCUUUCCUUAAGAUUAUUAACUAUCCUUGCCACUAAAUACCAACAUGCCUUUUGCUGACCUAUGAGAAAGAAUUAUAACAACCUUAUGACCAGCAUCCACACAAUGAAAAUCAUCCUUUAAAAAUGUUAUUUGUUAAGGUAGAGAGAUUAGACUUUUUCACAGCACAAUGAAAUGGUCUAAGCUGGUCAAGAAGAUUCUAAUGCAACGUUGGUUGAUGCAUGUAUGUAUAUGAGGGAAUUUAGUUCAGAGGCAUCUUAAACUAAAUUUGUCUCCUAUGAUAGGCCUUUUAAUUUGUAUCAAAUGCUGAUAUCUACUACAACUUUUCUUUUGCUAAUCCAGCUCAUGGGAAGAGAGACACUUACUCUUUGUUCGUGUCCCAUAUGGUAUUAGACACACAAUAAGGAGACACAAAGUGGAAGUUGGAUGAACGUCUAGGAAGCUAGAGAAAGAAUGUCAUUUGUAAGUUUCAACUUGUUAGCUAUCUCAAAACUAACUUUCACUUUCAUUAUCCUCAACAAACUCGCACGUCACUUGGUUCAAUCUCUACAGCUUCCUUUAUCCCCAAAGUUGUAUCUCUAACAACUUCACCACAUUUUCCCCAAUUUUAAUCCCACAAAUUGCUUAUGCAGCAGAAGCCCUGGAAUAAAAACAACAAAAAAGAGUUACAGAUGGAAUGCAAAUUCUCGGAUAAAAGGUAUAAUUGAUACCGGAGUCUCUAGUUUGGGAGAUUUUUCUAUCAAAUUGGAUAGCAAUUUCCAAUAUUCUUCCUUAUCAAUUUUCAAAAUGCCGAGUAUUCAAGUUCUAUAAGAAAGCAAAUUUAACAUGAGUACUACGUCAACAAUCAAAGCAUGCACACAUUGCAAGUUUGCAACACAUAUAUAUAGCAUCAAACAAGAUAAAGCAAAAAAGGAAAGAGUUUUUUUUUUUGGAAACUAAAAGAGGAAAGAGAGAAGAGAGGUAGAGAGGCUCAGGAGAUUGCAUAUCUUACAUUAUGAUUUCUCAUAAGUUUUCUCUUCAUUAUCGAACACCUCUAUAGGCGUCUGAAAGCAAGAUCGAGAGGUGCUUCUAGAAGGUGACUCCAUAUUUCCUUUUUUCAAUAUAUAAUACUAGGGUUUCUUUUUCCUUUCUUGCUAGUCUCUACGUAACUCGACUCUCUAGAGGGUUUAUAAAUAUUAACAAGAUACACAAAGAACGAAAACCAUCAACAUUAAUCAGAGCGACUCGAUCACGAAAACAUGCGACGUUACAGAAAGAAACCAAAGAUCGAUCAGCCCAAACCCGAUACGAAAUUCAUCAAGUCUCUAGGAAAGGGUACGUACGGCUCCGUCGAUCUCUUCAGCUACACAAAAGACGACGGCACAACGUUCCACAACGCCGUCAAGACCUCAGACUCCGAAGAUUACAACUCCAUCGAGAGAGAGUUUCGUGUCCUCACCGAACUCAGAGGAUGUCAAGGAGUCGUGCAAUCUUUUGGUAACUCUCUGAUUCAAGAAACCGAUUCCAACGGAAAGAAAGUCUACAAGAUGGCCAUAGAGUACGCAGCUGGUGGUAACCUAACAGACUACAUCCGCGUAAACCGAAGAUUAUCGGAUCCGGUUAUCAAAGACUUCACUCGGAUGAUUCUACAAGGGUUGGCUUCGGUUCAUGAUCACGGUUAUGUUCAUUGCGAUCUUAAACUGGCGAAUCUCCUUCUCUUCCCACGUUACGAUCAAGAAACAUGGUAUUGCUCGUACGAGUUAAAGAUUUCGGAUUUUGGAUUGACGGUUAAGGCAGGAGAUGAGUCAGUUUGUUGGGAAGCUAGUUCUCCUUUUGUCGGAACGCCUCUAUACAUGUCUCCAGAGUCGGUACGUGACGGUACCACCGUUGAGAAAACCCUAGAUUUGUGGUCGUUGGGUUGCGUGGUUUUGGAGAUGUAUAACGGUAAGCAUCCAUGGUUAGGGGUUUGUGUUGAUGAUAUAAAGUCUCGUUUAUUGGGUGGAAACGCACCGGAGAUUACAGAGAGUGUUCCUUGUGACGCACGGUUGUUUAUGGAGAAGUGUUUCGCAAGGGAACAUGGAGAGAGAGGAAGCGCUUCGGAGUUGUUGUUGCAUCCGUUUUUGAACGGAGAGAGGAAGGUGACUGAUGAAGCCGCCGGUGGAGUGAGGAGGAGGGUAGGGUUGAGAAUCAGAAAACCUCCGUCGAGGUUUGAAGAUAUUACAACACAUGGGCCGAAACAAAAGGCCCGUUUAAGAAAAGGCCCGUUAUAAAGCUUAUGGGUAAAAUCACCAAAGGAAUCACUUUGUUUCGGCUGACAUUAUAAGCUUAUCAGUAACCAGUGUAUAUUUUAUAUCAACAAAAGUUGACAUGAACUUGUGUAUACCAGACUCAUUUUCCACGCACGAGGCUUGUAAUAUUAAAAAAAAUAGUAUAAAA